Pangasianodon hypophthalmus (striped catfish) is the source of this 1858-nucleotide messenger RNA. RefSeq names its product cone-rod homeobox (gene crx). The record is from RefSeq and is a predicted model, not a curated record. Lineage: Eukaryota; Metazoa; Chordata; Actinopteri; Siluriformes; Pangasiidae. Gene Ontology annotation, cellular component: nucleus. The coding region runs from base 195 to 992 and encodes 265 amino acids. Gene Ontology annotation, molecular function: DNA-binding transcription factor activity, RNA polymerase II-specific; RNA polymerase II cis-regulatory region sequence-specific DNA binding. Gene Ontology annotation, biological process: multicellular organism development; regulation of transcription by RNA polymerase II. The transcript is spliced from 3 exons.
GAUUAGCUCUCCUUUCUGUGCGCUCUUCUGAUUUUUUUUUGUUUUUUAUCACAGUUUGGAGUCAGUCAGUUGUAGUGAGUUGUAGAAGUGGUGUGUGUGUGUGUGUGUGUGCGUGUGUGUGUGAGUGUGUGGAUGAGAACAGAGGUUCUUUGGUUCCCCUGGUGCAUUAGUGAGAGGAAGUCCCGGAGGUCAGCAUGAUGUCCUACGUGAAGCAGCCUCAGUUUGGUUUAACGCUGCCGGCUCCCGGUGUGGAGCUGCUGCACACCGCCGCCUCUUUCCCCGCAACUCCGAGAAAGCAGCGUAGAGAGCGUACCACCUUCACCCGCACUCAGCUGGACAUUUUGGAAGCACUGUUCACGAAGACGCGCUACCCAGACAUCUUCAUGAGGGAGGAGGUGGCGCUUAAAAUCAACCUGCCUGAGUCCAGAGUACAGGUCUGGUUCAAGAACCGACGCGCCAAAUGCCGUCAGCAGCAGCAACAGCAGUCUAGCGGCCAGCCCAAGCCUCGUCCUCCCAAGAAAAAGGCCACUCCUCCUCCUCCAGAGAUGCCCUCUGAUCCCACCAACAUCUCAGUGGCCCCACCACCUCCUCUUCCUCCUCCAACCCUAGGGUCUGCCCCCGUGUCCGUUUGGAGCCCCGCCUCUCUGUCGCCUCUCCCUGACCCUCUGUGUGGUUCAGGUACCGCGUGCAUGCAGCGUCCGUAUUCUAUGAGCUACGGGCCAGUGUCGUCCUCCUAUGGCACAGGCUUAGGGUCGUCUCCGUACUUCGACUGUGGCCCUUACCUGUCACCUGUUACCUCUCAGGGAGCUCUCUCGCCCCUUGCUGUGCCCUCUGUAGGCACCUCGCUGUGUCAGUCGCCCUCGCUUGCCUCUCAGGGCUAUGGUGUUUCCGCCUCGCUCGGCUUCGACUGCCUCGACUACAAGGACCAGCAGGCCUGGAAGCUCGGCUUCAGCACCGUCGACUGCCUCGAUCACAAGUUCCAGGUGUUGUAAUGUGCAGGAAAGGGGAAGGAAGAGGAGCAGAAAGGGAAGCAGGAACAUGAGGGAAGCGGAUACAAGCUGCCAUUGCUGCGAAUUUGUAGUCUGGAGAGUUUUUCCAUUUUGAAAAAGAUGGCGGCUGCUUUACUGUGAUUGGUUGACACUCUUGAGCAGUCAUCAUGAUUAAUAACUUACCUCACAUUCAUUUACAGAUUUAUAUCUACACACGAUCAGAGAGCCGAGUCUUAGUUAAGUCUCUGCCCAGCCGUGUUUCUGUCUUUCUAUUUUCUUUCUACUCAUUUGAUUUUCUCUUCUAGGAUCCUAUAUAAAUGAUUGUGUUGUACUUGCUAAUAUUUAUCAUCUGUUAAAUUAUAAAAGAACAUUCAGUGUACUUCUAUGUAGUUGUCAUUAAAACUGAUUUGUUGCUACAAUGGCUCCUGUGGAUCUUUUUUUGGUUUGGAGGAUGUUUUCCCUCUAUUGGCCACCUCAAGGCAUUUGCUAACUGAGACUGGUUCAGACUCGGGCUGGUCUGGAUGCGAGUACAGGUUUUUAAGUAAACCAAGGCAGAAACAGGGAGGCACAAGAUCAGACUGAUCUACAGAUAGACUAGAUUAGGAAAUGGCAAACUCAUAAACAUAGCUAAACAAAGUGGAAACCAGAAACAGUGUACAUUUGCAGGAAAGUCUAGUACCAUCACUGUCCAGGUUAUUUAAAGGGAGCGUAACUAACUAAAUGUCUGGGAAUUGUGAACAGGUUUGUAGAUCAUCUGAGUGGUCAUGUGAUGUGGUCUAUAGUUCAAGGGAGUUAGCAUGACUGUUAGAUAGCUAAAUGUCCAAAAAAAACCAUUUAAAGGACGUCAGAAAUGUACAGAAAAUGAAAAU